GAAGAAGAAGAAGAACGCCCAGAUAAUGUUUCCCGACGGUUCUAUUUCGGCGUCGCACACAUUUGGAAAGUGGUGCGUGAGGAAAUACUCCACUAACUCUAACUAUUACAGAGCCUUUUAUUUUCUUCCACCUCCCGGUCCGGUGAAGUCGAUCGCCAAUGAUGGCCAAGCUCCAAGGCUUCGAGUUCUGGAGGAAGACCCUGAAGGAGGCCCGCUUCGUGGUGGCCCCCAUGGUGGACCAGAGCGAGCUGGCUUGGCGUCUGCUGAGCCGCCGGCACGGCGCCCAGCUCUGCUACACCCCCAUGCUGCACGCCCAGGUCUUUGUACGCGACGCCAACUACAGGCGGGAAAAUCUGUACAACGAGGUGUGUGAAGAGGACAGACCUCUCAUCACACAGUUUUGUGCCAACGACCCAGAGGUGUUCCUCCAGGCCUCCCUGCUGGCCCAGGACUACUGCGACGCCAUCGACCUCAACCUGGGCUGUCCGCAGAUGAUCGCUAAGAGAGGGCACUAUGGAGUUUUCCUCCAAGACGAGUGGGAGCUGUUAGAGAAAAUGGUCCGGUUGGCUCACGAGAAGCUCUCGGUGCCAAUCACAUGCAAGAUCCGUGUGUUCAAGGAGCUGGAGAGGACGGUCCGCUAUGCCCAGAUGCUGGAGAAAGCUGGAUGUCAGCUGCUCACGGUGCACGGCCGAACCAAAGAGCAGAAAGGGCCUUCGACGGGCAUCGCUGACUGGGAGCACAUCACGGCAGUACGGAAGGCGGUGAACAUUCCAGUGUUUGCCAACGGAAACAUUCAUCACCUGAGCGAUGUGGAGCGCUGCAUUCAGGAGACGGGGGUGCAAGGAGUGAUGAGUGCAGAGGGGAACCUCCACAACCCGGCGCUGUUUGAGGGAUGCAGCCCCCCCAUAUGGGAGAUGGCGGAGGAAUACCUGGAUGUGGUGAAGCAGCACCCCCCCUGCACUCUGUCCUAUGUACGAGCACACCUCUUCAAGCUCUGGCACCACACACUACAGAUCCACCAGGACCUGAGAGAGGAGCUGGCCAAGGUGAAGACCCUGGAGGGGUUGGCCGGGGUCAGCAAACAGCUGAGGCUGCGCUGCCAGGAGGAGAUCGCCAAAGGAAAGGACACUGAGGAGAAGGAGGGCAGCCUGCCGUUCCCCCACUGGAUCUGCCAGCCCUACGUCAGGCCAGCGCCGAAGGAACCAGUCGUCAACGGCGACAGCCAAAUCUCAGAGGUGAAGAAGGCGGUGUGUCAGAAGAGGGCGCUGGAGGACGACGCAGUCAACGACACUCUCUCCAAAAACAAGCAGAAGAAGAGAUCCCGAAACCCGCACAAGAACUUCUGCCCGGAGCACAAACCCAAGUACGUCAAGUGUGAGCAGUGCGGGAACCCAAAGGGCAAUAAAUGUGUCUUCAACCUUUGUCGAGGCUGCUGUAAGAAGAAGGCCUUCAAGGAGGUGGCCGACUGCCCAAGCCACGGGUUGAGGUUCAAAACCAGGGCUGAGAAGCUGAAAGCUGAGGAGAAGAAGGAGGAGGAGGAGGAAGAGGAGAAGGACUCGGCGACAGAGACCGAUGCAAGUGCAGCGCUGCAGAAGCAGUCGGAGGCACGACUGCCACUAUGAGCGGGACUAAAGCCGGCUGCACGCACACAAACUGCCCUCUGGUUGGUGCAGCACUGAGCCCUCGUGUGUCAGGAGUCCUGCUUCCGGGACGUUUCUCUCUGACCAUCAGACAGGUCAAUGGCCUCUAAACAUUUUGACGUCCAAAAUGCUGUCACGGUGUAAAGCCUGCUGCAAGGCUCCCGUUGGACCCUCUUUGAUGCCUGGGUGAGGAAACGGGGGUCAUUCGAUUGGUUUGUGCACGCAGAAGAAGCCAAUCAUGACUUUUCGCUCAUCAAUCAGCAGAUCAAACCAGAAGAAAUGUCUUGUUUUUGAUAUGAUGUGGAUUAGUGUGGGAUUUUUUUUCUUCUGAUGGGACAGUUUGGAAGAUUUUUCUCAACUCUCAAUUUUCUCUGGUAUUCAGCAUUCCAACAUCAUUUAGCCAAACUCCAAAGUCAAGAGUUGGCAUUUUCUGCUCCUCAGCUAACCUUUUUUUGAGGGGUGAAGUCAAGAUUGCUCACAGUGCAUAUGUGCCUUUUUGACGAGAACUACAACUGCUUCUCAAGGUCUGAACAAAGGUAGCGUGAGAUGAAGGUGCUGCACAGCGGCCACGCAAGCUGUGGAAUCGUGCAUGCACUGUUUGUUAUUGGAAUUAUUCCCUCUAUAUUAAAGUGUUCAGCCUGACUCGGGGCAAGCGUAGCUCUAUCAAAAGACACUGGUUCACUAGCUUACUUGCUAACGAGACGUUUACUGGAGGAUAGUGGUGCAGAAGUGAUUCUAGUCUUUGUGCUGACAUGCCCCCAUCUUACUUAAAGCCCCCUGAAAUGAACGUUAUGAGAAAUAACUGUUGCUCUGACUUUGUUUUUGUUGAACGUAAUGUCAUUUUCUUGUUUAAAAAAAAAAAUCAUCCAAGUUUUAGCACGGAACCAUGUCCAUCUUUUAAAAUUGCAAUUACUAACUUUUAUUAAAAUCCCAUGUCAUAUUUUGCUUUC
This is a messenger RNA of Gasterosteus aculeatus aculeatus (three-spined stickleback), 2590 nucleotides long. The record is from RefSeq and is a predicted model, not a curated record. Lineage: Eukaryota; Metazoa; Chordata; Actinopteri; Perciformes; Gasterosteidae.